AUGUUCAGACAUUGGAAGAAAAUGUUAGGGUUAGGAAUGGCUGGCUAUGCAGGAUACGACUAUACUACAAGAGAAAAAAUAAUGUGGCGUAAUUUACGUACUCUCAAAGCUGGUGCAGUUAUACUCAUAAAUUAUAAAUGGCGUUUUAGCCCAGAGAAUGUAGAAUAAAUUCACGAAGAAACUGCAGAGGAGCUAUAUAAUAUGUGUAGGGAAAACGAUGGUCUGUAUGUGAAAUUUGGUUAAGCAGUUGCUGCAAGCGAGCAUAUGCUUCCACCUUCAUAUUUUAAAUGGUUUUCAUUACUUUAAGAUAAGGCUAAAGCAGUAGAAUAUGAGGCUGUGAGAAAGAUUAUAAAAGAAGAUUUAGGUAGUAAUCCAGAAGAUAUAUUUGAAGAAUUCGAAUAGGAGCCUGUAGCAAGUGCAAGUAUUGCCCAAGUUCAUCGUGCAAAGCUCAAAACAGGCGAAACUGUAGCUGUGAAGAUUCAAAAGCCAAACAUUUAAAAAUAAUUUGGUUAUGAUAUGUUUAUGCAUAAAUUAUUCUUGUAAGUACUUGAGUAUGCGUUUGAUCUACCCUUAACUCCAUUCCAUGAGUCAAUAGAAGAAAACUUAGCUAAAGAAAUAGAUUUUAACAUAGAGGCAGAAAACUCGAAGAAGUGCAAAAUUUUAUUUUAAAAAUUAGGAAGAAAGGAGAUUUAUGUUCCAAAUAUAUACGAUCAAUACACUUCAAAACGUACUUUAGUGAUGGAAUGGAUAGAUGGAAUUAAAAUAACAGAAGAAUCUUAGUUAGUCUAGCAAGGCUAUGAUAUCAAAGGGAUCCUCAAUUCAAUCAUAGAAGCUUUUGCUGAAUAAAUUUUCAUUACAGGAUUUACUCAUGCUGAUCCUCAUCCAGGAAAUCUGCUUGUGAGAAGAAAUCCUCAAGACACAUAAAAACAAUAAAUAGUUUUAUUAGAUUACGGCCUGUGCUUUUAAGUUUCUGAAAAUUUUAGGUUAUAGUAUUGUAGUUUAUGGAAAAGUCUAUUCUUAUAGGAUAGUUAGGCUCUGAAAGAUAUAGUUAAGCAAUGGGGUAUUUAAGAUGAUGAAUAAUUUGCUAGCUUUUAACUAAUGCGUCCCUAUAACAAAAACAAACCAUUAACUGAUAAAAUUUCAAAAGAAGAUGUUUAUAAUUUACAGAUGAAAUUUAAAGGAGAUUUUAAAAAGAUGCUUGGUGAUACAAACAAAUUUCCAAAAGACUUAUUAUUUAUCAAUAGGAACAUGAACUUAGUUAGAAGUAUUAACAAAAAAUUAGGAUCACAAGUUAACCGUAUAAAUUUGAUGGCAAAAUACUCAGUCAAAGGUCUUCACGAAGAUACAAACACACUAAAAAAGAAAUUUAACUUGAUUUGGUUUGAAACUCGCUUGAUGUUUUCUUCAAUUUUCUAUAAGCUGGUAUAAGCUUGGUUUAAAUUCUUUAAAGGAAAAGGAUUUGAAGAUAUUCUUGAUGAAGAAAUGAAAAAAGCAAUUCAAUAAAAGUAUGCAGAAUAUGGCAUGGUUCCACCUGAUGAGAAAACAUUUAAUGCAUGA
Molecule: messenger RNA, 1557 nt
Organism: Tetrahymena thermophila SB210
Lineage: Eukaryota; Ciliophora; Oligohymenophorea; Hymenostomatida; Tetrahymenidae
Product: ABC1 family protein (chaperonin), putative
Exons: 3
Biological process (GO): protein phosphorylation
Molecular function (GO): ATP binding; protein kinase activity
Source: RefSeq, a predicted model, not a curated record